Messenger RNA from Bombus impatiens (common eastern bumble bee), 6077 nucleotides. RefSeq names its product beta-arrestin-1 (gene krz). The transcript is spliced from 10 exons. The record is from RefSeq and is a predicted model, not a curated record. Gene Ontology annotation, biological process: signal transduction; G protein-coupled receptor internalization. Bases 892 to 2283 code for a protein of 463 amino acids. Gene Ontology annotation, cellular component: cytoplasm. Gene Ontology annotation, molecular function: G protein-coupled receptor binding. Lineage: Eukaryota; Metazoa; Arthropoda; Insecta; Hymenoptera; Apidae.
CGUCGGAAUAACGAUUUCUGUUUCCUGGAAAAGCGAAUAUUCAUCGUUGCGACUUACGACAGCAUCCUUACGUGGAUCGUAACAGUCACGGACUCUAUUCUCUAUAUGCUCGCAUGCACCAACGAGCACAGAUCGUUCUUUAGAUCGCGUUAAGAAUUACACGAGCGUCGAUUGAAAUUGACAUCCAUUUGUCAAGGCCCGUCUAGUCUGUGCUCGACGCUCACCAGGAUUGCAGGGCUCGUUACUGAAAAGCUACUAUUCUAGCGAUCUUGGUGCUUGAUCCAUUUCUCCGUUUACUAUCAAACCCGCGAACAGUGAACAGUGGUGCUUUAGAAAAUAAAGCGGCCGAUCGUCAUUGCGCUAACGCAAGUCAUGUUAGUGAGUUAUACGAGAAUCAAAAUAUUCGAUAGCAGGUUCGUGGAACGUGAAAUCAGCUAAAGUGAGUAGCUGACAAUCGAAUUAUUCGAUGAUUUCAACGGAGUGUUCAUUCUGAAAAACGACUAGUCAGUCGCGUUCUCGCGAUUAGAUUAUUGUUUAUCGCGCUGGCGUAGCGAGUUUUUGCCGGAUAAAGGAAGAACCGAGAAAGCACCUGCGUAAAAAAUAACCACCGUACCACCAAAUAUGGCAAAGUAUGCACUGGCUUUGUCGAUUCACAAUGCGUGCGAGUUGCGUGUUGAAGCACAGGGGAAUGUCAGUGCCGUACAAGAGCACCGAGACUUGAAAACGACGGCUAUACUUCUGAAAAUUUGCCAGCACCGAGUUCUCGUUCCUAGAGAACGAUAAGAGAUAUUGGGAUGCAAGUUUACGAAGUGGGAUAGUUCGGAAUCCGAGUAUUCGGAGUCUGAGGAGUCAAAUGAGUUAGGGGCCAUCGUAAGCCCCGAUACCUGCGCGAUGGACACUGUGGACAGUACCAGCAAGCGGCAAGCUACUCGUGUCUUCAAGAAGUCCAGCGUCAACGGAAAGAUCGCGGUAUACCUUGGGAAGAGAGAUUUCGUCGAUCACAUAACUCACGUCGAUCCUAUCGACGGGGUCGUGCUGAUUGACCCAGACUACGUGAAGGAUCGCAAGGUCUUUGGCCAUGUUCUAGCCGCGUUCAAGUAUGGCAGGGAGGAUCUAGACGUUCUAGGAUUGACGUUUCGCAAAGACCUCUAUUUAGACGCCGAACAAAUCUAUCCGGUGGUACCUGGUGCCAAGCAGAGAAAGCUGACACGGUUGCAGGAGAAGCUGAUUAAGAAAUUAGGAAGCAACGCAUAUCCGUUUUACUUCGAACUUCCGCCUCAUUGUCCUGCAUCAGUGACGCUACAACCAGCGCCCUGCGAAACUGGAAAACCAUGUGGCGUCGACUACGAAUUAAAAGCAUUCGUAGGUGAGACGCUGGACGACAAACCGCAGAAACGAAGCUCGGUGCGACUGGCUAUACGGAAGAUUAUGUACGCGCCGUCGAAACAAGGCGAACAACCUUCCGUCGAGGUGAGCAAAGAGUUCGUUAUGUCGCCGAACAAGCUUCACUUGGAGGCGUCACUGGACAAGGAGUUAUACCAUCACGGUGAGAAUAUUGCCGUGAACGUGCAUAUAGCAAACAGCAGCAACCGGACGGUGAAAAGGAUCAAAGUGUCCGUGAGGCAAUUCGCGGACAUUUGUCUGUUUUCCACCGCGCAGUACAAGUGCACGGUCGCCGAGGCAGAGAGCGAUAUAGGGGUAUCGCCAGGAUUCACUCUGAGCAAGGUCUUUUCUCUAAAACCAACGCUUGCUGACAACAAAGACAAGCGAGGUCUUGCUCUAGACGGCCAACUUAAGCACGAGGACACCAAUCUCGCAUCUAGUACAAUGGAGGGGUGCCUAGUGGGGCCAGGUUUCACGCUGAGCAAAGUGUUCUCUCUGAAACCGCUUCUCGCCAACAACAAAGAUAAAUGGGGGCUUGCCCUCGAUGGCCAGAUCAAAGACGAGGACACCAAUCUGGCGUCCAGCACCCUUGUGGUGGAUCCCUCGCAACGUGAAAACCUUGGAAUUAUCGUCCAGUACAAAGUGAAAGUAAAGCUCUGCCUUGGUCCUCUUGGGGGCGAAUUAGUGGCGGAACUGCCGUUCAUCUUGAUGCAUCCGAAACCGGAAGAAGAGGAACCAGCGCCACCCACUGCACGGCCUAGUCCGACGAAUAAGGCAGAUGGUGGCGAGAUACCGCUUGACACGAAUCUGAUUCAAUUGGACACGGAGGCGGACUGCGACGAUGACAUAAUCUUCGAGGACUUUGCCCGUCUUAGGCUCAAAGGUGAGCCGGAUGCCUGACUACGUGGUUCCAAGUCAAUCUACCUGUUCGAGACGACUAAAUGUCUCAUGGCGGGCAGCAAUCGCCGAAAAAUCGAAAACGUCCGUGAACUUCAUCGUGAAGAUCGACCAUCCUUGCUCUAAGUCCUCGUUAGGAUCAGUCACGGAUAAAGUUUUUCGCAUCGUUGGACAGACCGAUCACUGGAAUAACAUUACCUUUUCUUUCGAUGCUCGACGAAGGAAUUCGUUCGCGAACCGUGUGGUCAGUUCAUCGUAAAUUUCUAUUUGACACGGGAUAACACAUCCGGAAUGGUACUAAUCAUCGCACAGAGAACUAUAUGCACUUCGAGAAACUCAUCAGAGGAACAAGAAAAACUUGAAAUAUUUCCAAUCGAUUACGUCGACAAGAUAAAAAGAGAAGUAUAUCUUUACGUUUUGACACGUUUCGUUUGUAACGAAAAAUGAUAAGGCAUCAAAGACUGAAUGCAUCGUCGAAAAGGUUAUCCCAUAAAACAAUCAUAUUUAUUAGUAGCAAGAGGCGAGUACAUCUUUUUCUUUAAAAAUGGGUCCUUGGGACACAGUCUUCGACGAAACUACAAAUACGAUGUUUCUGUAAUUUUAAUCGUAUGGCCAGUAUGUAGAAUUCAUUCUAUCAAUCGCAGAUACCUUUUACACGUACGUUUCUAUGCCAGUCAACAGAAACGUUUGUUUCCGGAUCUCUCGGUGAAGAGAGUUUGGUCAUCUUCGUCGCAGCAAACAUGUAAAUUGUUAUAAACUUCGUUUCCGUAUUAUUAUAUUAAUUUGUUUUAGCGGAAAUCUUUGAAUCCUUGAAAGUAAGAUGCAAGGUAUGUUUUGUUCUAAAAUCAAGUUCUGUUAUAUUCUAUAUCUAAAAAUAAGAGAAAUAGAUUCCUUCCACUAUCUUUUCGAUUCGUACUGUUUGGUACUUUUAAUUUUGAAUUUGUGUUUAAUAACAUUUAUCAAAAAUAAUGGCAAUGUUCGGUUUCUUUUUCCUAUACUAUGUUCAUCUAUACAAUAACGCAUUAUUUAAAAAAAAUACAGCUUCUUGUCGUACAAACAAAUAUAUUGCAGUAAAAAAUGUAACUUUCAAGAACUAUUAUUCCUCGAUAAACGGUAAAAUUAACCUUUUUCACUUCAAAGCACGUAAUAGUUUUAACUAUAAAAACCUGAGCCAUCGUGGCCUCGAAUAUGUCAAGUGAAUUCUCGUCUCGGGACAUUUCUGAAUCUUUACAACGUUGACCGAGCGAGGAGUAUCUAUCAGACUAUUGCACGUCAACUGAAAAUGCGAAUUAAAUAACAAUAAUCUAUGUGGGAUAAUGUAUUACGUUGAUCGUUAAAUAUAUCUUCGUAUUCGACGUUAUAUACAUAGUUAUCGAAGUUCUUCAAUAGAGAAUGGUUUUUUCGAAUAGUUAAGUCGCUUGGAUUUUUAAUGGAAUCGCAUUGGAUUUCCUUGGAAGACAUCGCAACAAAUUCAACGAAUCCUAUUUAAACGUUACAUAUAAAAAAAAAAGAAUAUAUAUAAAGAUAGAUAAAUAUACUCACGAACACACGUAUUAUACAUACGUAUACAAACUUUGCAUUACACGCUUAACGGUAAAUUAACCAAGGGUUUAAAAAAAAAAAAAAGAGAAUUAAGUAAAUUUCAGCAGUUUAGCUUUUACACGUUUAUACCGACAUCGAGAAAGUAUCGGAUUUUUUGCGACACACUAUUAAUCGUACGAUUUUUCUAUUCCUUUUUUAUGUAUCGAGUUUUUUACCGAAACGAAACAUUCUAGUGCCAUCUUGACUAUUUGGAUUAUACCGUCGAAAAAUUCAUUUCUUUGCGAACAGAUUCAAAUCGAUCCAGUUCGUUACUUGCAUCGUUUACAAAGACUGUUAUGCGAAGUUGAAUCGCCCGUUUCCCUAAUAGGGAGAGUAUCGGUACGAUAUGAGUUUUCUACGUCCCUCUGCGACUUACGUUCACGAUGAAACGGCAAGACGAAUUAUGGAACAAAGUAUAUCGAUGAAUUCCAAGCGCAAUUGAGAGAAAGGGAUCAUUCCAGGUGUAUGUGAUUAAUCUGUAUGCCUUUAGGAACAAAAAAAGCAAAGUAUUAAGUAUUCUCUAAGUGGCAGAUCAAAAUGGACGAAAUUACGAUUGAUUAUCUUCGGAUCCAAUCCUGGUCGGUCGGUUUACUGGUUUCAUUUCGCACUUUACUCUGAUCUGCGAUUUAGAAAACGCCUUAUAUACAUAUGUUGUAUUAGCACGAUUCAAACAUUAAAGCGUCCGCUGUCAAUUAAUCCUUAUUUUAACCAACGUCGGUAACAAUUUUACGAAGGCACAGCGAGCGCGUUAAUUAAGAACAACUUCUGCGUAUCGAUAAGUGUAAUUUGCAGUUAGUAUAAAAAUCUGUGUCUCGGAUGGAAGAAAUUGUUGGCUUAAAAUUGAAAAGAUCGAGAUAGCAUUCUUGAACGAACGUCCAAUCUUGCAUAAGGUAAGGAAGGAGGGGAAAAAAAAAACGAAAAUUUUCUACCGUCACUUUCUGUUUGCGAUAACGAAAUAAAAUGUCAAUUGUACCAAUCGAACGAAAUAGCCGGAACUCGCAAUUCUCUUCGAUUUUUAGCCACAAGAAUCUGGCCAGGGCAACGUUGACCGUGCUAUUGGCCUUUUUAAUCGUGCACAUGUAUAUAUACGCAGGAGGUAAGAAGAAGAAUAGUAUUUUUUAUCGAUUUAGCAUUUACAGAUUGUAUUUAGGAGAGAUUAUCGAUUAUACCAAAGCCAGUAUCUCUCACUUCAAUGUUUUCUUAAGCAAAGAAGCUUUCGGGAGAAUGAAGGAACAAAACGAACAUGAUUAUUCUCUAGUAAUUAACCGAGCAAAACAGCCACGUAAGUAAUUGUAUAUGUCGAGUUAAUGUUUAAAACUAACGUAAGUGAAAGAAACAGCCAUAAGUUUGAGGUCACAUAUUACCGUGGUCUUAUUUCCUUAAAAGUGAGAAAGCCAUUGCACGUUGCAAACUCUUUCUCGAUAAACUUUACUUCUAUUCGGCCUCUUAACUUCACACUUUAUGCCACUAAAUUGUAUCUGGCUGUAAUUCGUAAGCAGGCGAAUCUAUCACGAGAAUGUAGCCGUGUUGACCUCAAACUUAUGCACACACAUAGAGAGAAAGAGAGAAAAGAUGAAGAAACGCGGGCUUGUACAAUACGCGCCAGAGUAUAUUUUAUAUUCGCACGCGCUGGUGCGCGCCAAUAUUUUUUGUAUCAUAUUAAAAAAAAAAUAAUCGAAAGGUCGAUCGGUGGAUGAUUCGUAUCCUUGGAACAGCACAAGACGAACGAGAGAUUAUUACCAUACUGCACAAAAACAAUUGCAACACAGGUUGCUCCAGAGUCAAUAAUGGGUGCUGUUUAAGAGCGUGACUUGUCGCUAUCUUAAUGAGUGUGUAGCGUGUCGAGUAUUAAGACGUUUCGAUGUCUUAAAAGAGAACGAAAGCCCAUUAAGCCUUAUAUUUCGCAAAAACGCGAUUUGUAACGAGCUAUUUGUUACUCGUCGCUCUUUUCUUUCUCCUUUUUCGUGUUGGACAAGUCAAGAAGAAGUCGUAAAUCAUCGGACCCUGUCGAUGUCAAUGGAUGUUACAGAUUUCAAACGCUUCCGGUUCGUACAUGAAAACACGAAGACACGAAAUGAAUUGUAUAUUAAGAGUAUCGGACAGUACAUAUGUAUGUACGUGUAACGAUUAGAACUACGCAGGGCAUAAUAGUUAGCUAAGUUAGAAAUGGUUUAAAGUAAGAGGAAAAAAAAAAAAAAAGAAAAAGAAAUAAAAAA